This is a messenger RNA of Solanum dulcamara, 1629 nucleotides long. Its product is annotated as lysM domain-containing GPI-anchored protein 2. The transcript has 4 exons. Lineage: Eukaryota; Viridiplantae; Streptophyta; Magnoliopsida; Solanales; Solanaceae. The coding region runs from base 367 to 1431 and encodes 354 amino acids. The record is from RefSeq and is a predicted model, not a curated record.
AGAAAAAUAGGAGAAUAGGGACGAAUAUGGAAAUUAAAAUGAAACGUACGUAAUUGUAUUUAACGUUGUGAAACUAUUCAACUUCAUUUUCCUAAUUAAAAAAGGUAAUUUAAAUGGGAGUCAAGACAGAGACACAACUGAACAGUCAGUAAACUUGUUUUCCUUUUUCUUAUAUUCAGAUCAUCUUGCUAAUUAAUUCUCUCUCUUCCCCCACCCCACCUCCACAACCACUGUAAUACGCCUCUCUCUCUCCACUACUCAAAUGUGUAACGCCAUUAUUUUGUAACUUCCCACAAAAAUCCAUUCUUUCCUACUUUUCCUUUUCCCUUUCUCCAUUUUUUUGAACACACACACACACAAAAAAAAAUGAGGCUCACUACUACUCUUGCUUCCCUGUUAUGCCUUGUUUGGCUGAUCACCAUUUCAUCUCCGGCGGCAGCUUCCUUCAGUUGCCGAUCCGCCACAACUUGUGACGCCAUUAUUGACUACACCUUACCCAACGCCACUACCUUUAACGCCGUAAAGAAACUCUUCAACUUAAAGAAUCUCCGUUCCCUGCUCGGCGUCAACAACCUCCCUAUCAAUACCCCUCCUGAUCAGAAAUUACCCGCAAAUCAAACCAUCAAAAUCCCCUUUCCUUGUCUCUGUAGAAACAAUACCGGAAUAGCCAACAAACGGCCCGUUUACACCGUCGUCGCCGGUGACUUCCUCUCCCACAUAGUCUCCGACAUCUUCGCCGGUUUAUUCACCCUUCAGGAACUCCAGACGGUUAACAACAUACCUAACCCGAAUUUGAUACAGCCCGGGGAUAAAUUGUGGAUUCCACUGCCUUGCAGCUGCGACGACGUUGACGAUGAAAAGGUUGUUCAUUAUGGUCGAUUGGUGAGCGCUGGCAACACCAUUGAGGCCAUUGCUCAGCAGUACAAUGUCUCCCAGGACACCCUUUUGAAACUGAAUGGUUUAGCAAGUCCUAAACAACUUUUAGCUGGCUCUGUUCUUGACAUUCCGCUUAAAGCUUGCCAAUCAACGGUGAGCAAUACCUCACUGGACUAUCCUUUGCUAGUGCCAAAUGACACAUAUGUCUUCACUGCUGCCAAUUGUGUAACGUGCAAGUGUGAUGCUGCGAACAACUGGAUCUUGCAAUGCCAACCAUCCCAGAUAAAGUCAUCUCUUUGGAAGACAUGCCCCUCGAUGCAGUGCCAAGGUUUAGAUAACUUCUACAUUGGGAAUGUCACGUCUUCAGAUUGUAAUUCCACAUCUUGUGCUUAUUCUGGUUACAGCAACCAGACCAUUUUUACCACAAGCACUCAGUCAACUUGCCCUGCCUCUGACAAUGGCGCUUCUGGAAUGAGGUCAGGGACAUGGAGAUGGAAUAUCAUCCUGGUUGCUAUCGCUAUGUGUUUCGUAGUUGAGAUAACUCCAUGGUUAUAGGAAAUUCCACAUGGUGAAGUCUGUAAAAGGGUGUAGUUUUUUUUAGCUUAUAGUAGCAUUUAUUUAUGCUGAACAUGAUUUAGACAACCUUUCUUGUUUUCCCACUUUAGUCACGGUACCUGUGUCAUUUGUCUGUCUUCCAGAUUCUAACUGUUAAAUUUGAUAUUUCUUUUGGUGAAUGCCAUGUCGGUUUGAUUA